CGCCGCACUCCCCUGCUCGCCGCAGUGGUUUGGCCACAGCGACCGUCUCCGGCGGUGCGUCCCCCACGCUUGGUACAGCCCAGCCUGUCUCCCCCUAAGCCGCGCGCCCGCGCCUCUCAGUCGGUGGAGCCCCCAGCUCGCUCGGCCUGCACCAGCCAUGGUCCGUCCGCGCCGUGCCCCACACCGCUCCGGCGCUGGGGGCCCCCUCGGGGGUCGCGGCCGCCCCCUGCGGCACCUCACGGUGCGCGCCGCCCGCUCGCGCUCCUGGCCGGCCAGCCCCCGGGGCCCGCAGCCGCCGCGGAUCCGGGCUCGCUCGGCCCCUCCCAUGCAAGGUGCUCGGGUCUUCGGGGCCCUGGGUCCCAUCGGGCCCUCCUCGCCCGGGCUCGCCCUCGGGGGCCUGGCCGUGGGUGAGCACCGGCUCAGCAACAAGCUGCUGGCCUGGAGCGGCGUCCUCGAGUGGCAGGAGAAGCGCAGGCCCUACUCGGACUCCACGGCGAAGCUGAAGCGGGCCCUCCCCUGCCAGGCCUACGUGAACCAGGGCGAGAACCUGGAGACCGACCAGUGGCCACAGAAGCUGAUCAUGCAGCUGAUCCCGCAGCAGCUGCUGACCACCCUGGGCCCCCUGUUCCGCAACUCCCAGCUGGCGCAGUUCCACUUCACCAACAGAGACUGCGACUCUCUCAAGGGCCUCUGCCGCGUCAUGGGCAACGGCUUUGCGGGCUGCAUGCUCUUCCCCCACAUCUCCCCCUGCGAGGUGCGCGUGCUCAUGCUCCUGUACUCGUCCAAGAAGAAGAUCUUCAUGGGCCUCAUCCCCUACGACCAGAGCGGCUUCGUCAAUGCCAUCCGGCAGGUCAUCACCACCCGCAAACAGGCAGUGGGACCUGGUGGUGUCGCGGGCCCUGUCCAGAUGGUCAACAACAAGUUCCUGGCAUGGAGUGGAGUCAUGGAGUGGCAGGAGGUGAGCCCUGGGCGGGCCUGGGUGACCUCAGGACCAGGGCAUCCUCCCACUCCUGACGGCUCCCCUCUUCUUACCCCCCAAAAGCCCAGGCCUGAGCCUAACAGUCGGUCUAAGAGGUGGCUGCCGUCGCACAUCUACGUGAACCAAGGGGAGAUCCUGAGGACCGAGCAGUGGCCGCGGAAGCUGUACAUGCAGCUCAUCCCACAGCAGCUGCUGACCACCCUGGUGCCGCUCUUCCGGAACUCCCGCCUGGUGCAGUUCCACUUCACCAAGGACCUGGAGACGCUGAAGAGCCUGUGCCGGAUCAUGGACAACGGCUUUGGUGGAAAACCUGAGGCUCCCAAGGCCCUCACCAGGCAGGGCAUCUGCCUGCCUCCAGCCGGAGCGAGCUCUGAAAGCCCCUGGUGCUCACCUGCUGGUGGGCCUUGGCCAGUUCUCCCCUCUCUGCGGGCCUCGGUCUCUCCAUCUGUGAAGCCGGCUGCGUGCACUUUUCCUACAAGGCCUCGUGCGAGAUCCGCGUGCUCAUGCUCCUGUACUCCUCUGAGAAGAAGAUCUUCAUCGGCCUCAUCCCCCACGACCAGAGCAACUUCGUCAACGGCAUCCGGCGCGUCAUCGCCAAUCAGCAGCAGGUCCUGCAGCGGAACCUGGAGCAGGAGCAGCAGCAGCGUGGGAUGGGUGGGUAGGGGCCACCCCGCCGGGCUGGGCCUCUCCAGGAGCCACAGACGAGGCCCCGCCGAGACUGGUCAGAUGCUUCUGAGCAGAGGCCUGUGGGGACUGCAACUGCCCAGUGAGAUGGAGGACAGCGUCCUGAGAUAUCUCCAAGGACAGUCCCCACCCUUGUACGUUUCCCCAAUAAAACCUUUUAAAAGCCCUUUGGCCACUGUGCUCUGUCCAGGCACCCUGGCUCGGGAGAGGCCAGGCCCCUCCCAACAGCAGCUGUCCUCAGACCCGAGUGCCGUCCCCGGGGGCUGAUGGCUGGGCCCACCC
Messenger RNA from Aethalodelphis obliquidens (Pacific white-sided dolphin), 1945 nucleotides. RefSeq names its product PTOV1 extended AT-hook containing adaptor protein (gene PTOV1). NCBI's taxonomy places the organism in Eukaryota, Metazoa, Chordata, Mammalia, Artiodactyla, Delphinidae. The transcript is spliced from 13 exons. Gene Ontology annotation, biological process: positive regulation of transcription by RNA polymerase II. Gene Ontology annotation, cellular component: mediator complex; transcription regulator complex. The coding region runs from base 158 to 1930 and encodes 590 amino acids. The record is from RefSeq and is a predicted model, not a curated record.